Messenger RNA from Aegilops tauschii subsp. strangulata, 1701 nucleotides. The record is from RefSeq and is a predicted model, not a curated record. NCBI's taxonomy places the organism in Eukaryota, Viridiplantae, Streptophyta, Magnoliopsida, Poales, Poaceae.
AUGGGGUGCCAACAAGGCCGCCAAGAUAAGAUGCUCAGGGAGAGUAUUGUCGCGGAGAUAGCGAGACUUGACGUCCAGGCGGACGCGCGGGCCUUCUCAGAGAAAGAGUGGGCACACCACUAUGCUCUGGAAGGACAAGUCGAGGCCUUGCUCCGCGCAGAAGAGGAAUACUGGCGUCGGCGUGGUGGCCUAAAAUGGACAGUGAAGAGGGGCGCAAACACAAAAUACUUCCAGGCCUACGCCAAUGGGAGACGACGAAAGGACCUGUCCCAUCCUCCCAGCGCCGCGCCGCUACUCUACCAAAUCCCCAUCGGGAUCCAUUCCACCCAACCAGAUCGCUCCGACCACCUCCCUCGUUCUGCGUCGCCGCCCAACCACAGCAAGCCCUCCUCGAUCAUCCAUCCACUCCACCAGCCACCCACGAGCUCCCUCACGCUCGAGGCUGUCCUCCUCGUCUCCGCGCCUCUGCUUCGCCAGAGACUGGCCUCGUCGCCGCCCAAGCCCGACCUCUCCUUCAGCCAUGCCCGUGCCCUCCUCCACGUGCUGCCCCGCCCGACCUCUCCUUCAGCCGAGCUCCUCUCCCUCGCGCCCGAGACCUCGCCAGCAUCCCAAGCCCGAGCUCCGCAGCGCCAUCCCCGCCUCCUCUGUCUCGCGCUCGUCCGCGUCGACGCCGGCAGGCUCCGGCCGGAUCAGCUCGGGUCCCCGCUGCUCCUCUCCGCCGCCCUUGUUGCGAGUCGCUCGGAUUCGUCGGACCCCUGCUUCGUUCCCCUCCUGGUCGUGCCGCCGACGAGGUCCCCGACGACCCAGCCAGCGUCGGUUUCUUCUCUGCUCGAGGAACUCCAGCAUCCACGCACGACCGCGUCGACCUCCCCUGCCUCAUCUGCGUCGUCGUUGCAACUGGCGCAUGCGCCUCUCGCCGACCUUCCUCUCCGCCGCCCCAAGCUGCGGCCUCGCCGGAGAGCUCCCCCGUGCCCGUCCCAUCGCGCCGUGCCUGCCUCCUCUGCCUCGCGCUCGUUCGCCGCCGCCAACUCCCUGCCGCUGCCUUCUGCUUCCCCUGCAACGAGCAGAGCCACUGCCGCCCCAACCCGGCGCGCCUCCGCCCCUUCUCCGGCCAAGGACCUGUCCCAUCCUCCCAGCCGCGCCGCUACUCUACCAAAUCCCCAUCGGGAUCCAUUCCACCCAACCAGAUCGCUCCGACCACCUCCCUCGUUCUGCGUCGCCGCCCAACCACAGCAAGCCCUCCUCGAUCAUCCAUCCACUCCACCAGCCACCCACACGAGCUCCCUCACGCUCGAGGCUGUCCUCCUCGUCUCCGCGCCUCUGCUUCGCCAGAGACUGGCCUCGUCGCCGCCCAAGCCCGACCUCUCCUUCAGCCAUGCCCGUGCCCUCCUCCACGCGCUGCCCCGCCCGACCUCUCCUUCAGCCGAGCUCCUCUCCCUCGCGCCCGAGACCUCGCCAGCAUCCCAGGCCCGAGCUCCACUACACCAUCCCCGCCUCCUCUGUCUCGCGCUCGUCCGCGUCGACGCCGGCAGGCUCCGGCCGGAUCGGCUCGGGUCCCCGCUGCUCCUCUCCGCCGCCCUUGUUGCGAGUCGCCUGGAUUCGUCGGACCCCUGCUUCGUUCCCCUCCUGGUCGUGCCGCCGACGAGGUCCCCGACGACCCAGCCAGCGUCGGUUUCUUCUCUGCUCGAGGAACUCCAGUAG